This is a messenger RNA of Colletotrichum truncatum, 759 nucleotides long. RefSeq lists its product as uncharacterized. NCBI's taxonomy places the organism in Eukaryota, Fungi, Ascomycota, Sordariomycetes, Glomerellales, Glomerellaceae. The record is from RefSeq and is a predicted model, not a curated record.
AUGAGGGGAUCCACCGACUUUUUGUCUUACUACAUGAAGAUGGAAACUUUCUUCGGCCAAAUAUGGAUUGCAGAGGCGAAAGCUCUGUCUCUGCUCAAGAUGGCUAGGCAAUGGCCCAGGAUGCAUUUUGCGGAAGCCGAUGACACGAUUGACAAGUAUCAAAGCUACCUGGUUUCCCAAGAAAAGGCCUUUGAAAAGGUUAUCGGACCUCACGUUAUGGUUCUUGUAGAGGCUGUAAGAAAGAACCCGGGGGGCUUGGUGCUGGUAAACUUCCAGACUUACGACAAGAGUUGGCCACAUCCGCGCUCAGAUCCGGAUUUGGGAGUGCAUGUUCUCGGUGUGGGCAAUCGGAAAGACAUCAAAGAGCAUCCUUGGGCUCUUAAACUGUCCUGUCCCAUUGAAGAACCUACGCCAGAGGGGUCGUAUCCUUUCGAGUUAGUAAGCCUGGAACCUAGUGACCCAGACUGCCCGCUCGUCUCAGCCCCUUGCUUAUCGCCAUGCAUAAUGGUCCCUGGCAACUCCAAGGCAAGCUGGCUUAUCAAGCCACUGGAGAAUGGCAAAUUCUCAUUUUCCUUCUACUCGUUAUCGAUGGAUCUUGAUGCUUUGCCUUCGACUAUGGGACUCGGCAAGUUUUAUGAGAAGAGCAAUGGGCUGUAUCUCGACCUUGGACCAGAAGAUUCUAUUCUCUGCGGAAGAGACUUCGACGCAGAAAAGGUUGAUUCAUCCGAGGGAUGUGGGUUCUUUCUCACGCCCAAGUGA